Molecule: messenger RNA, 675 nt
Organism: Purpureocillium takamizusanense
Lineage: Eukaryota; Fungi; Ascomycota; Sordariomycetes; Hypocreales; Ophiocordycipitaceae
Exons: 1
Coding region: 64-435 (123 amino acids)
Source: RefSeq, a predicted model, not a curated record
CUCGAGCGCCUGCCUGCGUGUGCCACCGAGGGGGCGAUACGCUGGGACGCGGCUCGCGUGGACAUGCGUGGGUUUGGCGAGACAAAGCGGCUGGAUCUAAGGCUAAUAAGCGCGCUCGGUGGCACGAACAUUAUACCCAGUAAUAGCACCCUGCCCUGUGGCACAUGUCUCUGCGGCUCGACGAGGACUACUACUAGUAGCAGGGCCUGCCCCUUGGCUCCUUUCGAUUCGAGUCAUCAUCUCGGACAGGACAACACCAAAAUGGUGACGAGCAUCGGACAAGAAGGGGCCACGCGGUCGCAAUGCUGCGGUGAUGGUCAAGGCCGAGGCAGCAGCGCCGCGUCGCAGCCGAGCAGUCAUGGGAGCGGCCGGGUUGGCGGUCACAGGGUCCGUGACGGAGGCGGCGACAGCCUCAAGAUGGCGGCGGGUCGGUAAUGGACUCCUCACUGUCGUUGCCGCCACAGCCAGCCUGGAGUGGCGGGGGAGGCGGGAGACGACAGACUGGGACGGGUGAGGCUUGCCCGCGGCCCAUAUUUAGCGUCCAGGCCCCCUCUCAGCAGCCUCUGCCGUCGUUGGUCUUUGCCGUUAUUGUCUCUAGCGUGCGCGCGGAUCCCCUGAAACUAGCAUCCAUAGGUAAGUUGAGGCAGCGCUAGCUCCCGAGCGCGGGAGCUGAGG